UGCAUAAAGGAAUGACAGGCAUUCUUGAGCUGAAUCAGUGGUUUUGAGACCCAGCGGUUUUUUCAAGAGUUUUAUACCAACAAUUGUCCACUGCCUGAAGUAGGUGAAAUGAACUUUAGGAUUAGGCGAUGGCUACGAUUUUGUGGUGAAAAAAAAAGUUCCUCGGGGAGCGCGUGAUUGUUGCUUUUUCGGUCAAUUGAAGACAGAAUGGGCCAGACGUCUGUCUCUACCUUGUCUCAAAAUGCGAGCGGUGUUGACGGACUGGAAAAAUGUUCUCUGGCCAGCUGUGAUGUUGUGGUGGGCAGCACCCAGAAUCCUCCACUGAAGCAGAAGGGGAAGCUCUCCACUAUAGGGAAGAUCUUCAAACCCUGGAAGUGGCGCAAGAAGAAAACCAGCGACAAGUUUCAGGACCUAUCCAUAUUUCUGGAGAGGAAAAUCUCCACGAGGCAAAGUCGAGAGGAGCUGAUAAGACGAGGAGUCCUCAUUCCUGAUCAAGGACCAGAGGACCCAGUGAACCCUGAAACCCUAAAUGGCCACGCCACGCUUAGUCUGGGGUCAGAGGAGGUCAAAGUUGACAUAGAGUCUCCUGAAACGCCUUCAGAGGAGAAGACCGAAGAGUUAGAGAAUUCUGAAGACAAAGCAGCCAAAUCCUCUCAUCCUAAGAAAACUGGAGGCACAUCCAAGACCACGGCCCAGUCCUCAUCCUCCUCAUCGUCCACACAGUGUACCACAAAGAUCUCGAAGGACAGGCCUGCCAAUCCAACCGGGACAGAAAAGACCAACAAGCGCGAGCUCCAACUAGAAACUGACCCUUCCCGCUUCUCUGGAGCCCCCAAGGCCUCCCCAGACACAGACAGCCUCUCAGGUGAAAGACUGCUCACAGGUCCUGGGGAUGGGAACCAGGGGGGUAAGGAGGAUCCCUCUUCUGGCCCAGAGGGCAGGCCUGCUGCUCAGGAUAACUCCUCUCUGCCUGGGGUGGAUAAAGACAAUGCCUCAGGUGCUGGCCCUCAGGACCCUGGUGAGAAAGCACCCCUUGUCAACAGCACCACUGAGGACACUUCCUUCACUGAGUCUCAAAGUGAGAGCUCCACGGAGGAAGCCCUGAGGACUGGGAAAGAUGGAGGAGGUGACCAUGAGCAACAGUCGGGGGACGAAGACCAUGACUUAGAGAAAAAUCGGAGGCCUACCAAUGGGAUUGGUGAGAAGCUCCACAGUGUUAACCUGGAGAGCCCAGAGGUUACAGUCAUCCCAGACAGUACUACGGAGUCUGACUACCACUCCAUAGUCAGCGACUCGGACUCAGAUGGGCCCAUCCUCUACCGAGACGAAGAAGAGGACGAGGAUGAGGAGGACGAGUAUACCACAAGCUCUCUAGCCAGUAAGAUCCGCCGCAGGGACACACUGGCCAUCAGACUUGGCAACCGGCCCAGCAAGAGAGAGCUGGAGGAGAAGAACAUCCUGCCUCGUACCUCUGAGACCGAGAGGCAGGAACUCCGCCAGCAGAUUCACUCCAAGCUAGUGAGACGACUUAGUCAGAGGCCCAGUACUGAGGAACUGGAGCAGAGGAACAUUCUGAAACAGACAAAUGAAGCUGAUCAACAUGAAGCCAUACAAGAGAUUAAAAGGAGACUCUCCCGAAAGCUGAGUGUGAGGCCGACAGUAGCAGAGCUGGUGGCUCGGCGGAUUCUGCGCUUCAAUGAGUACGUGGAGUGCACAGAUGCUAAGGACUAUGACCGUCGCGCAGACAAACCCUGGACCAGGCUCACUCCAGCUGACAAAGCUGCUAUCCGUAAAGAACUGAAUGAGUUCAAAAGCAAAGAGAUGGAAGUUCAUGAAGAGAGCAAACAAUUUACCAGAUUCCAUCGGCCCUGAGGCAUUUCUCUCUCCAGUGGGGGUGCUGGUCGGCUGCCGGCACUGCCUAAAGGCUCUCUCUCCCCGCUGCGUGCUUCACCAUCGGGCUUUUCCCCGGAGCCUGGGGCCUGGAUGCCCCUAGGCACGGACACAUGGACACCGUCUCCCAGGGCCAACCUGGCUCCAGCUCUACAGAUCAAUAGAGGUUGAUAACAUUGGGCCACACCUGCUUACACAGCCCAGACCAGACUGGGCUUUAGUGCUGUGUGAAAAGAGACAGACCGAGAGAGAGAGGCCAGUAUCCAUGAAGGACAAAACUGUUGCACUUUGUAACACAGCACUGAUUUAAUUACCCACAUACUUUUUGGCUUCCCUAAAGCACCUUAACAGGCCUUGACCAAGUCCCCAUGGACUGGAAGGGAAAUGGUUUUGCAACUAUGACAAUGUUGUAGGUUAGGCAAGUCCAGCCAAAGGUAACAGUAAUCAAAUCAAUGUUUAUUUGUGAUAUGCACAGGAUACAAUGUAAACCGUGCAAUGCAAUGCUUACUUGCAAGCUUCCCCAACAGUGCAAUGACAAAUAUAACCAAAUCAGACACAUAGUCCUUAACUUAACGUAAUCAUGGAAGUGCAUGGCAAGGUGUUAAGAAUAAAUGGUUAGUUUUACUGCCAUGUGGUCUUGAUGGUGGAAAUUAAGGUGUUUGGGUCUUGUUUUAAGGGGUAAUUGUUGAUGCUGAUCUCAAAGUGGCUGGGAGUACAUUAAUUUUGCCUAGAUAAUAAGGAAUAUGUAUCAUUACUGUAUUUGUCAUGUUUUCUAGAACACUUACCAUUAUUGAGCAUAUCUUUUACAGGGACAGAGCAGAGUGGACCCUAUUGAUCUAUGUAGGCUGUUCUUCCACUCACUCUUUCCAAAUUUAGGGCAAGUUCAGAACAAAUUGGUCUGCCCUUCAGAUUGGUUGAGCUAUUAAUAAUGGAUGGUCUGUGUAGUUUGAAAGUAUAUGAUAAAUGUUAGUAUUUUACAGUCCCAGAUGAAUCCAUUGAGCUUUUUUCCUGGUCAUAAAAUGUGAAGCAUUUCUUUGAUAUUUCUGUGAUGAGGUGCACCAAUCAAUUUACAUUCAUUUCAGACUGCUAUGGGCAGCUGUAGAAUAUAGGAAGAGAACCAUAGUAUUCAUACUAAUGUUUUUCUCAUUCUAUGGAUUUUUUGUACAUAAUGUAUAUCAGUUGCAUGAUCACAAGUUUACUGCCAAUUACCCUAUAGAUUUUUACAUUGAUGUGAUGUACAGGAUGAGUUUUGUAUUGAUGGCGCUAUGUGCUGUUCAUAUGUGAGUACUGUAUCUUUGAAUUAUGUCAGUACAUAAUAUUAAUGUAUAUACAGUACCAGUCAAAAGAUUGGACACACCUGCUCAUUAAAAGGUUUUUCUUUAUUUUUACUAUUUUCUACAUAGUAGAAUAAUAGUGAAGACAUCAAAACUAUGAAAUAACACAUAUGGAAUCAUGUAGUAACCAAAAAAGUGUUAAACAAAUCAAAAUAUAUUGGAUUUUAUAUUCUUCAAAGUAGCCACCCUUUGCCUUGAUGACAGCUUUGCACAUUCUUGGCAUUCUCUCAACCAGCUUCAUGAGGAAUGCUUUUCCAACUGUCUUGAAGGAACCAAAAAUCUCAAAUUUAGAACAAAGGACAGAUUUCCAUCGGUCUAAUGUCCAUUGCUCAUGUUUCUUGGCCCACGCAAGUCUCUUCUUCUUAUUGGUGUCCUUUAGUACUGGUUUCUAUGCAGUAAUUCAACAAUGAAGGCCUGAUUCACGCAGUCUCCUCUGAACAGUUGAUGUUGAGAUGUCUGUUACUUGAACUCUGAAGCAUUUAUUUGGGCUGCAAUUUCUGAGGCUGGUAACUCUAAUGAACUUAUCCUCUGCAGCAGAGGUAACUCUGCGUCUUCCUUUCCUGUGGCAGUCCUCAUGAGAGCCAGUUUCAUCAUAGUGCUUGAUGGUUUUUGCGACUGCACUUAAAGAAACUUUCAAAGUUAUUGAAAUGUUCUGUAUUGACUGACCUUCAUGUCUUAAAGUAAUGAUGGACUGUCGUUUCUCUUUGCUUAUUUGAGCUGUUCUUGACAUAAUAUGGACUUGGUCUUUUACCAAAUAGGGUUAUCUUCUGUGUACCACCCCUACCUUGUCACAACACAACUGAUUGGCUAAAAUGCAUUAAGAAGGAAAGAAAUUCCACAAAUGAACUUUUAACAAGACACACCUGUUAAUUGAAAUGCAUUCCAGGUGACUACCUCAUGAAGCUGGUUGAGAGAAUGCCAAGAGUGCAAAGCUGUCAUCGAGGCAAAGGGUAGCUACUUUGAAGAAUCUAAAAUAGAACAAAUAUGUAGAUUUGUUUAACACUUUUUUGGGUUACUACAUGAUUCCAUAUGUGUUAUUUCAUAGUUUUGAUGUCUUCAUUAUUAUUCUGCAAUGUGGAAAAUAGUAGGUGUGUCCAAACUUUUGACUGGUACUGUACAUGUAUUGCCACUCCCAUAUCCAUCAUGCAUAUACGAGGUCUAUAUAUUCCUCUAAAUUGCUUUAUUGUUCCGUUGUUGAUCACAUACAUAGAUACCAUUUAUGCGAACCAUCAACUGUGUAUUCUCAGGAAGAAGAUGCCAUAACCCUUCAGUAUUAGCUACAUAUUAGCCAUCACUACUGUAAUGGUCCAGGUGACAAAGUGGCUCAGUGACUCGUGUUUGCAUCUCAAUGUAAAAAAAAACUGUUUGCAUGUUCUUCACAAAGAGGGCAACAGAUGCUACUGAGCCAGAUGUCUAUGUGUCAGGGGAGAAGCUCCAGGUGGUAUCAGAUUUUAAGUACCUUGGUAUCAUACUUGAUUCCAACCUCUCUUUUAAAAAGCAUGUGAAAAAGGUAAUUCAAAUAACCAAAUUCAACCUAGCUAAUUUCCGAUUUAUACGAAAUUGUUUGACUACAGAGGCAGCAAAACUGUACUUCGAAACUAUGAUACUCCCCCACUUAACAUACUGCUUGACUAGUUGGGCCCAAGCUUGCUGUACAACAUUAAAACCUAUUCAGUCUGUCUACAAACAGGCUCUCAAAGUGCUUGAUAGGAAGCCCAAUAGCCAUCAUCAUUGUCACAUCCUUAGAAAGCAUGAGCUCUUGAGUUGGGAAAAUCUUGUGCAAUACACCGACGCAUGUCUUGUAUUCAAGAUCCUUAAUGGCCUGGCUCCCCCUCCACUCAAUAUUGUUGUUAAACAGAAAACCCAGACAUAUGGCAGCAGAUCCACAAGGUCUGCAAUGAGAGGUGACUGUAUAGUUCCCCUAAGGAAAAGCACCUUUAGUAAAUCUGCAUUCUCUGUGAGAGCUUCCCAUGUCUGGAAUACACUGCCAUCAGACACACAUAACUGCACCACAUAUCACACUUUCACAAAAUGCUUGAAGACAUGGCUAAAGGUCAAUCAGAUUUGUGAACAUGGUCCCUAGCUGUGUGUUGCCGCUUUCCAUGUUGUCUGUUGUCUGUAGCUUGUGAGGUGUGGAAACACUUUGUUGCUUUUAUGAAUUUUGUCUUGCUGCUUUUUGUUCUGUCUGUAUGCUACGUCUUGCUUGUCCUAUGUUGCUCUGUCUGUAUGCUAUGUCUUCUUGUCCUAUGUUGCUGUCUUGCUUGUUCUAUGUUGCUAUUGUCUAUAUUGUAAUUGUUUUUAAUAACCUGCCCAGGGACUGCGGUUGAAAAUUAGCCGGCUGGCUAAAACCGGCACUUUUACUGAAACGUUGAUUAAUGUGCACUGUCCCUGUAAAAAUAAAAAAUAAACUCAACUCAACUCAUAGACUAAAAGUGACCCCAUGGCCACUUAAAUGGUGUAAUAUGUUGACUUAGGGCUCUAUUCAAUCAGAUCCGCUUAAAAAUUAAAAGAUUCACUCACUGAAUAGAUGCAGUGAAAUGUGUUGUUUUACAGGGUCAGUCAUGGAGCAAAUUAGGGUUAAGUGCCUUGCUCAAGGGCAUAUCGAUAGACCUUGUUGACUCGGGUAUUCGAACCAGUGACCUUUUGGUUAUUGGCCCUGCGCUCUAACUACUAGGCUACCUGCGAAAGCUUCUAAUAACCUGUUUUUGCUUUGUCAUUCUGGGGUAAUGUGUGUAGAUUGAUGAGGAAAAAAGUAAUUUAAUCCAUUUUAGAAUAAGGCUAUAACGUAACAAAUGUUGAAAAGUCAAGGUGUUUGAAUACUUUCGGAAUGCACUGUAUAUAUUAUAUAUAAAAAUAUGUAUGUAUAUAUAUGUGUGUGUGUGUGUGUGUGUGUGUGUGUGUGUGUGUGUGUGUGUGUGUGUGUGUAUAUACACUGCUCCAAAAAAUAAAGGGAACACUUAAACAACACAAUGUAACUCCAAGUCAAUCACACUUCUGUGAAAUCAAACUGUCCACUUAGGAAGCAACACUGAUUGACAAUAAAUUUCACAUGCUGUUGUGCAAAUGGAAUAGACAACAGGUGGAAAUUAUAGGCAAUUAGCAAGACACCCCCAAUAAAGGAGUGGUUCUGCAGGUGGUGACCACAGACCACUUCUCAGUUCCUAUGCUUCCUGGCUGAUGUUUUGGUCACUUUUGAAUGCUGGCGGUGCUUUCACUCUAGUGGUAACAUGAGACGGAGUCUACAACCCACACAAGUGGCUCAGGUAGUGCAGCUCAUCCAGGAUGGAACAUCAAUGCGAGCUGUGGCAAGAAGGUUUGCUGUGUCUGUCAGCGUAGUGUCCAGAGCAUGGAGGCGUUACCAGGAGACAGGCCAGUACAUCAGGAGACGUGGAGGAGGCCGUAGGAGUGCAACAACCCAGAGCAGGACUGCUACCUCCGCCUUUGUGCAAGGAGGAACAGGAGUAGCACUGCCAGAGCCCUGCACAAUGACCUCCAGCAGGCCACAAAUGUGCAUGUGUCUGCUCAAACGGUCAGAAACAGACUCCAUGAGGGUGGUAUGAGGGCCCGACGUCCACAGGUGGGGGUUGUGCUUACAGCCCAACACCGUGCAGGACGUUUGGCAUUUGCCAGAGAACACCAAGAUUGGCAAAUUCGCCACUGGCGCCCUGUGCUCUUCACAGAUGAUAGCAGGUUCACACUGAGCACAUGUGACAGAGUCUGGAGACGUCGUGGAGAACGUUCUGCUGCCUGCAACAUCCUCCAGCAUGACCGGGUUUGGCGGUGGGUCAGUCAUGGUGUGGGGUGGCAUUUCUUUGGGGAGCCGCACAGCCCCCCAUGUGCUCGCCAGAGGAGCCUGACUGCCAUUAGGUACCGAGAUGAGAUCCUCAGACCCCUUGUGAGAGCAUAUGCUGGUACGGUUGGCCCUGGGUUCCUCCUAAUGCAAGACAAUGCUAGACCUCAUGUGGCUGGAGUGUGUCAGCAGUUCCUGCAAGAGGAAGGCAUUGAUGCUAUGGACUGGCCCGCCCGUUCCCCAGACCUGAAUCCAUUUGAGCACAUCUGGGACAUCAUGUCUCGCUCCAUCCACCAACGCCACGUUGCACCACAGACUGUCCAGGAGUUGGCGGAUGCUUUAUUCCAGGUCUGGGAGGAGAUCCCUCAGGAGACCAUCCGCCACCUCAUCAGGAGCAUGCCCAGGCAUUGUAAGGAGGUGAUACAGACACGUGGAGGCCACACACACUACUGAGCCUCAUUUUGACUUGUUUUAAGGACAUUACAUCAAAGUUGGAUCAGCCUGUAGUGUGGUUUUCCACUUUAAUUUUGAGUGUGACUCCAAAUCCAGACCUCCAUGGGUUGAUAAAUUUAAUUUCCAUUGAUCAUUUUUGUGUGAUUUUGUUGUCAGCACAUUCAACUAUGUAAAGAAAAAAGUAUUUCAUAGGAAUAUUUCAUUCAUUCAGAUCUAGGAUGUGUUAUUUUAGUGUUCCCUUUAUUUUUUUGAGCAGUGUAUAUAUAUAUAUAUAUAUAUAUAUACUGUGUUUCACCAUCAUUGUGUAUAGUUUUGUGUAUUGACAGACCAAGCCAUGAAAACACAAGUUUAUAUUAUUAUUUACCUUUUGACUGUUUCUGUCCCAUUGUGCAUAAUCGAUUUAAAGUGGUCAGGAUCCAAAUGUUGUAGAAGUGUGUUUGUGUUGAAAAUCAUCUGUGCGGUGGAAAGUAAUUUGUCUGCCUGGCCUUAAUCCACCUUGCAGUCGACUGUGAAGUCAUUGAAUGGGUCAAUAAAAAGCCAAGCAGGAGUGGUGCACUCAGUUCCAA
Messenger RNA from Oncorhynchus nerka (sockeye salmon), 8033 nucleotides. Its product is annotated as phosphatase and actin regulator 2-like. Gene Ontology annotation, biological process: actin cytoskeleton organization. The transcript has 12 exons. Lineage: Eukaryota; Metazoa; Chordata; Actinopteri; Salmoniformes; Salmonidae. Gene Ontology annotation, molecular function: actin binding. The record is from RefSeq and is a predicted model, not a curated record. Bases 208 to 1872 code for a protein of 554 amino acids.